Messenger RNA from Perca flavescens (yellow perch), 1923 nucleotides. RefSeq names its product ligand dependent nuclear receptor corepressor (gene lcor). Gene Ontology annotation, cellular component: nucleus. Gene Ontology annotation, biological process: regulation of transcription by RNA polymerase II. The transcript has 8 exons. The coding region runs from base 1 to 1923 and encodes 640 amino acids. NCBI's taxonomy places the organism in Eukaryota, Metazoa, Chordata, Actinopteri, Perciformes, Percidae. Gene Ontology annotation, molecular function: DNA binding. The record is from RefSeq and is a predicted model, not a curated record.
AUGGCGAGUCUGUGCAAAAGGCAGCAAUGCACGGUAGAGAGGCGCGGCUUUCGGCAGGAACUUGACUCUUGGAGGCACAAACUCAUUCACUGUGUAGGCUUUGAAAGCAUUUUGGAAGGCUUGUUUGGGCCCGGACUAGUCAAAGAUAUCACCCUUUUCCAAGACUGCGAGCCCGAGGAAGUGUUUGACUGGUCCUUCGAUGAAAACUGUCUCUUCUGCUGCUUAAGACGCGAGAAAGUCAAGGACGGGCACAGCGUAGAGAAGGGUGGAGGCAGCCAGGUGCUGUCGGAGCAGUCUCGGAUCAGCCGGCUGGAGAGACAGGCCCAAGACUUCCUCAAUGCUGUGUUCCACAGAAAAGACCUCCCAAGUUUCUCAGAACCUCACAUUCCUCUAGUGGCUCGUGAGAUCAUGCAGCGAAUGAUCCGCCAGUUCGCUGCCGAAUAUACCUCAAAAACUACUCAGGACGACUCGCCCCUGCCCAACGGCACCAUGAAGGACCAAAGCCUGUCGAGAGCGGCGUCUCUGAGCAGCAACGGUACGGGAGCCAGUAACGGUGGAGGAGGAGGUACGGCUGCUGCCUCUGCACAGAAUCCCGUCCUCAGCAAGCUUCUCAUGGCCGACCAGGACGGCCCGCUGGACCUCUCCGUCAAAAAGAACGAGGUGGACCCAGAGCCCAGCCAGGAGGAUGGCGUCCUGGACCUCUCCACCAAGAAGAACCACAGCGCAGGCAACCUUAAAACCUUCCCCGGCUUCUCCCCUGAGCCCAGGGUCAAAGGACGAUCUAUCAAAGUGGAACAAACCCUGCCAGAGGUGGAUGACGACGGCUUGCUGCAGAGAAGCUUGCAGGACGGACUGAGGGAGAACUACGUCAACUCCAACUCCAGCUCCUUCAAGCCUCCAUUAGCCCACUCGCUGCGUAUCAAGGAGGAGCUCCUCAGCCAGAAACACCGCCUCCUGAGCCAGCCUGCUGCUCUUUCAUUGGCUAAUCUAGAAUCAGCCGGCUUGCUCAAUCAUGCGCAGACCUACUCCUUGCUCGGCCAAAAGGGCUCUUCCUCUUUCUGGGGAAGCAAGGCCCACCUCGAAGGCCUGAUGAAGCUAAAGCAGGCCAGUGGAGCUCUGAGCGGGGCCCUCAGUGACCUCAAAGACCUGCCUACAUUCCUGGAGAAUCACCACAACCACCACGGAGCCUUCUCCUUUAAAAGCCACCAUCACCACCACAAUCAGGUGUCCAAGGCCCAACACCACCACAAUGAAGGCAAGAGGGACCAGGGCCACUCACCUCCUGUCGACCUAAAGAUCCCUCAAGUUCGGUGCAUGGAUCUCUCCUGGGACUCCCAUGCCUCUGAUCUGUACGGCUAUGGUGCCAUGGGGGUUGGGGGUGGUGGCCAUGGGGAGAACAACCUGAGUCGGAAGCUGAGAGCCAUCCUGCCCAAGCAGAACCGCCGGGGAGGAAGCCUUGGAAGCCUGCUGGAUGGGGCGGCUGACUACUGGAGCUCGGACUUGGACCACUCCAGUUCCGGGCCAGCGUACUCCACCUCCGACGUGGAAGGAGACCCAAACUCCAAGCAGCCGAGGAAGAAGAGGGGCCGGUAUCGCCAGUACAACACGGAGAUCCUUGAGGAGGCCAUUACCGUAGUGAUGAGCGGGAAGAUGAGUGUGUCCAAGGCUCAGAACAUGUACGGGAUCCCGCACAGCACCCUGGAGUACAAAGUCAAGGAGCGCAUGGGAACCCUGAAGAACCCCCCAAAGAAGAAGCUCAAGCUGAUGAUGAAGAUGGAAGCAGGAAGCCAGGAUUUUCCUCUCGCGGAGUCGGAGAACAUGCCAACCGCAACCCCACGAGACAACAGCCCGCCGCUGGCUGCUGCUGAGCUUAAGGACAAUGUAAAAGAAGAGAUUGAUGACAAUUUCAAACCAAUCGACUAA